Messenger RNA from Telopea speciosissima, 661 nucleotides. Its product is annotated as pectinesterase inhibitor 9-like. Gene Ontology annotation, biological process: negative regulation of catalytic activity. Gene Ontology annotation, molecular function: enzyme inhibitor activity. NCBI's taxonomy places the organism in Eukaryota, Viridiplantae, Streptophyta, Magnoliopsida, Proteales, Proteaceae. The record is from RefSeq and is a predicted model, not a curated record. Bases 16 to 621 code for a protein of 201 amino acids. The transcript has a single exon.
UUUUCGUUCUCCAAGAUGUCUCAAGCUACCUUUUCCUUGCUACUACUACUCUCCAUCCUCUGCUUAGCAGCCGGCACAGCCGAGUCUGCCGGAGUCCGUAACCGAUCUAGUUCAAUCGAAUACAUAAAGAGCUCAUGUAGCACCACUCGAUACCCAACCCUUUGCGUGCAGACACUCUCACCCUACGCCAACAAAAUCCAACCGAAUAACGCUCUGCAGUUGGCCCAGGCAGCUCUGUCAGUUAGCCUUUCAAAGUCCAGAUCCGCAUCAUCUUACGUGUCUAAGAUGUCUCGAUUGAAGAGUUUGAAGGCGAGAGAGUACCAAGCCAUGAAAGACUGCGUAGACAACAUGAGCGACAGUGUGGAUCGGCUUAGCAGGUCAAUUAAGGAGAUGGGACAGACGAGUCAAACGACGAGUCAGAGCGAUUUUUCGUGGCACAUGAGCAAUGUUCAGACUUGGGUUAGUGCCGCACUCACUGAUGAUAACACCUGUGUUGAUGGGUUCUCAGGGCAUUCCAUGGAUGGGAAUGUUAAGACUGCUAUUACGAACAGAGUCACCACCGUCGCACAAGUCACCAGCAAUGCUUUGGCCUUGAUCAAUCGUUAUGCUUCCAGUCACUGAGUUCUUGAUCUUGGUUUUGGUUUUGGUUUUGGUUUUUGUU